AAAAAAAACCCCGUGGCCGCUCCGCCCGCGCACCGCGACGGGCUGGACUAUACCCAUACUGCUCCCCCAUGAGCCUCGCCGUCGCCGCCGCCGCCGCCGUGCCGGGCGUGGCGCCGCCUACCCGCGUCGCGCACCCGCGGUGCGCCCGCCUCCCCCGCCGCGGCGGCCUCCCCGCGCGCGCGGCCUCGGCCUCCGCUGGCUCGCGCUCCUCCUCGUCGUCGGCGGCGUCCGCGGCGGCGGCGCCCGUCUACGCGCCCACGCCGCAGGAUCGGCCGCUCCGGACGCCGCACAGCGGGUACCACUUUGAUGGCACCUCCAGGCCUUUCUUUGAAGGAUGGUACUUCAAGGUGUCCAUACCUGAGAUCAGGCAAAGCUUUGGCUUCAUGUACUCUGUUGAGAACCCGCUGUUCCGUGAUGGGAUGAGUGAUCUCGACAAGUUGGUACACGGCCCACGCUUUACCGGGGUGGGAGCACAAAUCCUUGGCGCAGAUGAUAAGUACAUAUUUCAGUUCUCUGAGAAAUCAAACAACUUUUGGGGAAGUAGGCAUGAACUAGCGCUGGGAAACACUUUCAUUCCCAAUAAAGACUCAAUUCCCCCACAAGGGGAGGUCCCCCCUCAGGAGUUCUCUAAGCGUGUUUUGGAAGGGUUCCAAGUCACUCCAAUCUGGCAUCAGGGUUUCAUACGUGAUAAUGGAAGGUCAAAGUAUGUGCCAAAUGUCCAAACAGCUCGUUGGGAGUACAGCACUCGUCCAGUUUAUGGAUGGGGUGAUGUCAAUUCUAAGCAGUUAUCUACAGCUGGUUGGCUUGCAGCUUUUCCUUUCUUUGAACCUCAUUGGCAAAUAUGCAUGGCUGGUGGCUUGUCCACAGGAUGGAUAGAAUGGGAUGGAGAACGGUUUGAAUUUGAAAAUGCUCCAUCCUACUCGGAAAAGAACUGGGGUGGAGCUUUCCCAAGAAAGUGGUAUUGGAUCCAGUGCAACGUUUUCUCAGGCGCUUCUGGUGAAGUUUCUUUAACUGCUGCUGGUGGAUUGAGGAAAAUUGGACUUGGUGAUACCUACGAGAGUCCUUCACUGAUUGGAAUACACUGUGAUGGAAAUUUUUUUGAAUUCGUACCUUGGACUGGGACAGUAAGCUGGGACAUCGCACUGUGGGGCUGCUGGAAGAUGUCUGGCGAGAACAAAACUCAUCUGGUAGAAAUAGAAGCAACCACUACAGAACCAGGCAGUACAUUGCGAGCUCCUACUACGGAGGCUGGACUGGCGCCAGCAUGCAAAGACACCUUCUAUGGAGAUCUCAGGCUACAAUUGUGGGAAAAGAAAUAUGAUGGUGGCAAGGGAAAGUUGAUACUCGACGCCACAAGCAACAUGGCUGCCCUGGAGAUCGGUGGUGGCCCCUGGUUCAACGGGUGGAAAGGGACAACUGUUGUGAACGAGGUUGUAAAUAACGUUGUGGGCACCCCAAUCGAUGUGGAGAGUCUCUUCCCCGUCCCAUUUCUGAAGCCCCCAGGCCUGUAGGAUGAGCCAGGAAUCUAAGGAAUGCUCUGCUGAAGGAAGAGUAUCCUUGUACGAUUAAAACUUGUCCAGUUCAAUAAUAAUUCAUUACUUCGCCUUCUUUACA
This is a messenger RNA of Setaria italica (foxtail millet), 1614 nucleotides long. RefSeq names its product probable tocopherol cyclase, chloroplastic. The transcript is spliced from 10 exons. Gene Ontology annotation, molecular function: tocopherol cyclase activity. The record is from RefSeq and is a predicted model, not a curated record. Bases 69 to 1511 code for a protein of 480 amino acids. Lineage: Eukaryota; Viridiplantae; Streptophyta; Magnoliopsida; Poales; Poaceae.